AUGACCUCCUCUCGCAAGUCCAACUCAAACAACGCCCUCAAGCGCCUCACGCACGAGCUCUCAUCUCUACAGACCGAACCCUGCGAAGCAGUCCUUCACCUGGGUCCCGCGACCGACUCCGACCUCUUCCAGUGGGAAGCCGUCCUCAAGGGGCCCAAGGACCACACCUCGCCAUAUGCCAACGGGCUAUGGCUGCUGAGCAUCUCAAUCCCACCAAACUACCCUCUCGCCCCGCCCAAAGUCCAGUUCGUCACGCCGAUAUGCCAUCCAAACGUACACUUCCAGACCGGUGAGAUCUGUCUAACCCUUCUAUCCGGCGAACACUGGUCACCGACGUACACACUCGCGACUACAAUGGGCGCGAUCCAGCAACUGCUCACCUCCCCGGGUCUGGACAGUCCGCUGAAUGUGGACAUUGCGAAUCUGUAUCGUGAAAACGACGAGGUUGGCGCCGAGAGCCUCGUUCGUUUCUGGACGGGCGAGAAGAGGUGGGCUGGGGAAGGCAAGGCUGGCUGGAUUACGGAACGGAGUCCUGGGUCAGGAGGGUAUCUUGGGGCAAAGAUAGCAUCCUCUUGA
Exophiala spinifera is the source of this 576-nucleotide messenger RNA. RefSeq lists its product as uncharacterized. NCBI's taxonomy places the organism in Eukaryota, Fungi, Ascomycota, Eurotiomycetes, Chaetothyriales, Herpotrichiellaceae. The record is from RefSeq and is a predicted model, not a curated record. The coding region runs from base 1 to 576 and encodes 191 amino acids. The transcript has a single exon.